This is a messenger RNA of Oldenlandia corymbosa var. corymbosa, 879 nucleotides long. The record is from the annotation of a GenBank genome assembly. NCBI's taxonomy places the organism in Eukaryota, Viridiplantae, Streptophyta, Magnoliopsida, Gentianales, Rubiaceae.
AUGUCCAAAGGAAGGUACAUGGCUUACUCACCCUCUCACUCCGCCCCUCCGUCGCCUCAUAUCGCCGCCGCGGUCCUUGCGGAGCAGGAGAAGUACUUAACUGAAUUACUUGCUGAAAAGCAGAAACUUGGUCCAUUCACACCAAUUCUUCCGAUUAGUUAUCGGCUGCUGAAUCAGGAAAUAUUGCGUGUAACCACAAUGUUGGGGUCCUUGGGGAAUGCAUCAGUUUUAGAUCAAAUUGGGCUUGAACAUGCUAGCCCGUUGGCUUCAGGAGGAUUAUAUUCACAAGGAGGAGCUAAUGUGAACAGAUGGCCGUCUCCAUUUCAAUCUGAAAUAUCAGGGUUGAUGCAAACAUCCUCCGCACAAAGUUGGCUAGGUGGAUCUCAAGGUAGCUCAUCAGGUUUUGUGGUGAAGCGGUCAAUUCGGGUUGAUAUUCCCGUCGACCAAUACCCUAAUUUUAAUUUUGUCGGGCGCCUGCUUGGCCCCCGAGGGAACUCUCUUAAGCGAGUUGAAGCUAAUACUGAUUGUCGUGUUCUGAUUAGAGGACGGGGGAGCAUCAAGGAUCCUGCCAAGGAAGAGAUGAUGAGAGGCAGACCUGGAUAUGAACACCUGAAUGAACCUCUUCACAUCCUAGUCGAGGCAGAGAUGGCACCUGAACUGAUUGAUGCUCGGUUGAUGCAAGCGCGUCAAAUUCUUGAGGAUUUGCUAAAACCUGUGGAUGAAUCUCAGGAUUUCUACAAAAAGCAGCAGUUGAGAGAACUCGCAAUGAUUAAUGGCACGCUCCGCGACGAAAGUUCACAAAUGUCUCCAGCUCUGUCUUCAUCUGCGUCACCAUUAAAUAGUCUCGGGAUGAAAAGGGCCAAAACGAUGAGGGGUUGA